CCUUACGUAAAAAAAGCAGAAAUAUCCAUCAGCCGUGCAGUGCCUGAAGCCUCGAAUUCUACAUUCGGCUGGUCGGUCAGUGCACAGGGCUGUUCGGAGAAUUCAAUCACCCUGCCCGUUAGCAGAAACACGGGCUCUAAUUCUGGAUCCGUUCCAGAAUCAAAGACAAAUUCUUCAAGCAGGCCUCCUCUAUCCCCGGAAAGGCUGUUGGAAGCUACCAAGUCCUGUAUGCUCGGCCAAAUCUCUUCAUUUGACGAGGAACGUCUUCAUGUGGAGACGCUUAGAGCAGAAAGUGAGGCAGAGGCAGCCAGGCGAGUUUGGGCUGGCGGCAAGCCACAAUAUUAAACAUGACUGGUUGUGCAGACAUUAA
Molecule: messenger RNA, 370 nt
Organism: Protopolystoma xenopodis
Lineage: Eukaryota; Metazoa; Platyhelminthes; Monogenea; Polystomatidea; Polystomatidae
Source: the annotation of a GenBank genome assembly